Alternaria incomplexa is the source of this 3489-nucleotide messenger RNA. RefSeq lists its product as uncharacterized. Gene Ontology annotation, biological process: lipid metabolic process. Lineage: Eukaryota; Fungi; Ascomycota; Dothideomycetes; Pleosporales; Pleosporaceae. The record is from RefSeq and is a predicted model, not a curated record. The transcript is spliced from 3 exons. Gene Ontology annotation, molecular function: triacylglycerol lipase activity. Bases 1 to 3489 code for a protein of 1162 amino acids.
AUGGCGGGAAAAGUCACUUAUUCACGGCGCCCGAACAAACGCCGCGCACCUCACGACCGCGAUCCAGCAGAUGAGAACGAGGACUGUCAGAAGCGGAGUAGAACAAAUACCGAGCCAAAUGGAUCGCGACUACCGACACCACCCUCAAGCCGACGAGGAAAGAAAUCCUGGUUCAACGGUCCCGUCUCCAUUCCUGAUGACGACAUGAACCCUCCGCAGUCCAUCUUCGAUAAGGUUCUCGAAAACAAGAAGCACCAAGCCCCAAAGCCGCAUCAACGCAGUGUCCAGGGCGACCGUGAGAACUUCAAAGGCCUUAUGAAGACGGGACAAAAGUCGAGAGAACAGAAUGGCUGGGCGAGGAACGGCUCUCUGCCAACGCCACCAGCGGAGGCCCAGAAGAAAGCCCAUCAGCAAGCACGGAGAGAUGAGAAUUUCGCGCGGUACAAGGGAAUCGUUCACAGGAACGAGUCUGCGACACUCAAGUCGUCACCCACGGCGCCAAACCAGACAUCGUGGCUCUUCGAGCGGGUCAUUAAAAAUGAGCAGCCGAAAGCACCAUAUCAGCCGAAGACAUACAAAGCUGAGGAGAUUGCAGCACCACGGCGGACUAUAAUGGGGGAACGUCUGUCUAGAAGUUCAGACCAAGCCCGCAAGUAUGUCUCAGAUAACACUCACAUUAUGCACAGAACUGACUGUAGCAGAUUCAAAACGAACCAGACCGACUCGCCUCUCCUGCAGCUCCCCAAAAACGUGAGGAAUCUCAUCUACACUUACGCACUUGGUGGUAAGACUAUCAACAUCGGCUACCAGACCUAUCACCUUACCUUUGACCCUACAAAGCCCAAGAAGGUAAAGCAGGUUACACCCAUUUUCAAGUACCAGUGCACAGUAUACGACGGUAAUCAGAAUCCCAUUAAGGCGAGAUCCCAGCCGUGGGUCAAGAGUUCCACGGUGUUUACUUUGCUCAACGGUGUCUGCCGCCAGAUGUACCAGGAAACAGCGACGCUGCCUUACAGGCUCAACCUAAUCGCCUUCGACUCGUAUAGCAUCAUGUUCAAUUUCUUGUUCAUGGAGGACCGCCUGCGUCGCGAGCAUCUCGAUACCUUCACGGAGCUUUUACUACCAGACCAGCUACCGGGGUCAAAUGCACUCGCCCGCUUGCGCAACGUCAGCAAGGUGUACCUAGGAGUCACACAGGAGGGAAAACCUAAGGGGUGGUACCGUGUAACGUGGGUUCCUCAGAUUGGUCGUGCCCUUUCACAUGCUGACGAGAUCGCCACGCAGGCCGAGACAUACGACCAAUGGAAAGCCGCCGCGACCGAGCUCGAUAUCCUAGAAGGAAACGAAGCCUGGAAAGAAGAGGACGACACUCCGGAAUACAAUGUGGAUCUGGUUGCUGCCCGGCUGAAAGAGCUGGAUGAUGCUCGCAUGAGCUGCGACGUGAAGAGGAUGCUGUUCCUGAUCAGGACCACCCUCACACGCGGAUUGGGCGACAUGGGCGACCUGCGCCUGUACAAGCACUCGCAUAUUGGAACCAAGCGUCUGAUCGAGAGGUACAUCGAGUCGGCUCAGCAAACCAUGGCCGCUCUGCUGGACGUCUCGGAGAAGCAGGGAGAUCAGUGUCCUAUCGAGCCGCGGCGGUUGGUCGACCAAUUGCUUCAAACACGCCAAUCAUUCGGUAGGAGCGCAUUGUUACUCUCAGGCGGAGGAACCUUUGGCAUGAACCACAUCGGCGUCGUCAAGGGUCUUUGGGACGCUCGUCUUCUUCCACGCAUCAUAUCGGGAGCCUCUGCAGGAAGCAUCGUCAGUGCGGUCCUAUGCGCAAAGACCGAUGCAGAGAUCCCGGAGGUUAUGCACCAAUUUUGCUUUGGAGAUCUGAACGUAUUUGAAAGCCCGGAUAACCCAGAAGGCAUGAUCAACAAAGCAAUGCGCUUGAUGAAGUCUGGAGCUCUUUUUGACAUUGCACAUCUCAUGAGAGUUAUGCGUGAUCUGCUCGGCGAUUUGACCUUUCAAGAAGCAUACAACCGGACUCGACGUAUCUUGAACAUUCCUGUUUCGACUUCGUCGCUCUACGAACUGCCCAGACUUUUGAAUUACAUCACAGCGCCGAAUGUGAUGAUCUGGUCUGCAGUAUGUACCUCUUGCUCAGUUCCGCUCGUCUACAAGAAGGCAUCUCUGCUGGCCAAGGACCCGAAGACCGGCCUGGAAGUACCUUGGGAUCCAAACCCUGACGCGACAUGGAUCGAUGGCUCAGUAGACAACGACCUACCGAUGACCCGGUUGGCCGAGAUGUUCAACGUGAAUCACUUCAUUGUCUCGCAGGUCAACCCGCACGUUGUUCCCUUUCUGGCGAAAGAGGAGGAGAUUGUCGCUGCAGAAGCCCAAGACGCCGUCACUGGUCCCGGUUGGAUGAGUCUCUCAGCUAGUCUUUGCAAGGGCGAAGUAAUGCACCGCCUCCAGCAGCUAGCGGAUACUGGGUUCCUCCCAAACCUUGUCACAAAAGGACGUUCGGUGCUCAGCCAGCGAUACUCAGGCGACAUCAACAUCUUCCCCAAGAUCAACUACGCGGACUUCCCUAGAGUCUUGAGCAACCCCACGCCCGAGUUCAUGGUCGGAUGCAUGCUGACUGGACAGCGAGCUACAUGGCCAAAGCUCUCGCGGAUACAAAACCAUGUCGCCAUUGAGCUCGCGUUGGACGACACGAUCCAGAAGCUCAAGGGACGGCUCGUCUUUACACCACAGCAAGACGUCAAUAUCAGGCGGACCAGCUCUCAGGAUAACGAUCUCGCUCAAAGAAAGCGAGCGAAAUCGACGCAUAAGAUGACGCGCUUCGAGCUCAGGACGGAGCCCCCCAGCCCUGUGCUGCGGAAGUCUGCACCCACCAGUCCUCUCUUGUCUCGUGCAGCCUUGAGAGCGUCCUCACAACCGCUUUCCGUUGCGAAGCAAGCUCAAGGCGCAAACAAUGCAAGGCGCCAGUGGACCGAGACCAUCCAACUCGAUCCCAUGUCGUCCACGAACGACACGUCUGACCACGACUACUUUGCCGAUCCCGAGUCAGACACUACAGACAGGCUCUCUUCACCCUCGCCUUCUACAUCACCCACGUUCACCGGUCCCACCCUCUGGCCUUCAACUCCUCAAGCUACGAUGCAAGCCGCCCCACAGCCCACGCCACAGCCAACUCAAAGUCCGCUCAGUCGUCGUACCAACACGCUGUUCAAUCUCACCAUGACCUCGGCCGCAAGAUCCUCCUCCAAUCCAAACGUACCAAGCUCACCAGAACUGCGAUACAAGCGCCUAUUUCAUCCUCCAGGGCCCGCUACGCCCGAUGUCAGUGUAGGCCCACCGAUACUGGAUGUAGAGCCCAUCAAAACAACACGUUCCCCGUCUGCCAGCAGACCUGGUAGCCGGCGCGGUAGUGCAUCGGGUCUGCCAAUCGAUCCCUCAGGGACUAGAGGCAUGCUGCUGAGGAAGAAGAGUUACAUGUAG